Messenger RNA from Coffea arabica (coffee), 708 nucleotides. The record is from RefSeq and is a predicted model, not a curated record. Lineage: Eukaryota; Viridiplantae; Streptophyta; Magnoliopsida; Gentianales; Rubiaceae.
GAGAUAACAUGUUGAUUUCUGUUGCUAGGAAUUGUUGCAAAAUAGGAAGCAUCUUGGAAAUGAGCUAGUUAGUGCUGAACAAGCUGAAGAUCUUAAGAUGAAAGAAAAAAGAAAGCGAGAUAGGGAGAAAAAUCUUCCUAGAAAGAAAAGGAGGAAGUUUGAAGCAGCUAGAGAGAAACUGGAAGAUGACAGUGAAGUUCUCCAGGGCAAUGACAAAAGUAAGAAAGAGAAUGCUGGAAUUUCCCUUGUUGAUUUAGCUUAUCGGCGGGCAAAAGCUGUGAAAGCUGUGAAAAGGGCUACUGACGCUGGAAAAAUUACAAGAAGGGUGGAAAAGAAAUCCAAACAUCCUCUUCCCAGAAAACCCAAUCUAGAAUGGAAGAGAUGCGGGAGCUUUUUCAGAGUGACAUGAGUGAGAAAAAACAGAAAAGAAACCCCCAAGGAGGUGGGAAGAAGAAAUCCUCAUUCAAAAGCAAGUCAAGGUACAAACGGAGGUAGCAGAACAAGCAGAAGAGAGAUUAGAUUACACUGAAAGUAGAGAUGCGUUUUUUGUUUCAGAAUUACAUCUGACCGACCUUGUGCAAAUAUAUAUUUUUUUAAAUUGUAGUAGGGCUGUAAUAUAGCUGUAAGUGUUUCUCAGUGGACGGUGAUUAAUUAUUCACUUCUGUACAUUCAUUUUUGCAUAAACAGUGUUUUACGUCUUACCUCUAA